CGGUGAGUCAACCCAGUAGUUGGCUGGGAGCGCUUCUCUGAAUUCCUCAUCUGUCAGAUGGUUUGAGCUGUGGACAUAACUCCGGUGUAUAGAAAAACCUCCAUGCAGCUUCCGUUCUGAUCAACACGACGUGGUCCAUAAUGUUGAAAGUCCAGGCUCAAGUGCUCCUGGUGCUGCAAGCUGUUUAUUGUUUGGAACCUGGAGUUCCCGUUUAUUCACGUGCAAUGGACCUCCCAUGGCAGGAUGAGCUGUGCUGUGACUCGCCCUCUGCUAAUGUUCUAGCAAAGACAGGGACUAAUGAGUCUGAUUUCAAUCUCCCACACCCUUUAAGCUGUAUUUUUAGGAGCUCCAUUGAAUCAUCACCUUCAAAGCAUCCAGGUGCUACCUGUUUGGACAUAAUGUGCAGACUGGAUGAGAAUUGGGCAAAUGUGACUUGUGAUCUGAAGACUAAUGGCCAGCUCUCUGACAGACUAAAGACAAAUCGCUUGGCACUCAGCUUACAGCCCCUUUCCCAGAUAAACCGCACAGAUGAGCCUGCAUCUGAUCAUCGGCUUGUAUGUACUGCAGAAGAAUCGCUCAUGUGCUCAAUUCAUCUCAAUUCAACUAGAACCUUUGGUGUCUUGGUAACAGUCAACAUCUCCAGCGUUGUGGCUUCAACAGUGUUGCUUAAAAUUCCUGACAGACCUGUGAAACCUAGUCCUCCAUUCAACAUCUCACACAAUCAUACUUUGGAGGCAGAGCUCAUUCUCAGCUGGAAAAAGCCAUUAAACUUAAGCAAUAAAAUGCUAAAAUAUGAAGUUCGCUAUUCCUGGAGAAGUUUCAGCCAAACCUUGCAGGUGGUGUCUGCACUUGAACAGCCCUAUCUAUCACUAGAUUUGGAACCCUCAAAGUACACUAUCCAGGUUCGCUGCACCACCCAAACCCAGCCUCCACUGUGGAGUGACUGGAGCAAGCCUUACAUCAUAUACCUUGAAAGUGUGACCUAUGUUCCUCAGGAGGUGGUGGCUCGACCGGGUGAAAAUGUAACGGUUUAUUGCGUGUUAAAGGACCGCAAUGCCAGCAGUGCCAAUUGGUCUUUCAAUUAUCAGAAGUGGCUUGAUCCCAGUCUGUAUCAUCCUGUCAGCCAGCAGGUCAGCAAGAUCACAUUCAGGGCUUCAGACACUGGGAUGUAUUACCUGCUGCGGUGCAGACAUGAUUGGAGUAUUCCUUAUACCAAGAUCUUUGUGGAAGGAGGCAGCAUCAACAUAACAUGUGUAACCAACGGCGACAUCGACACUAUGACGUGCAAAUGGGAUAAUAAUGAGAAGACCAAACUCAAAUUCCAAUCCAAGAGUGCUGACAUGUCAUGUGAGGACAUGAAGAAAAUAGAGAGAGGCAGUAAGAAUGUAGGAGAGACGGGACCUGAAUGCACACCAAACUUGUCUUCUCAGAAAACCUGCUCUAUACAUCCAUUGAAGACUAAUAACUGCUACAAACUGUGGCUUGAAUUACCAUCCCCCCUCAUCAGAUCCAAGCCUGUCUACGUUUUCCCCCUAAAUUAUGUUAAACCUCACCCUCCAGCUGAUGUGGUGGCAGUGACCCAGAGCAAGGGGAUCCUGCAUGUUUCCUGGACGCCUCCCCCUCUGCCUGUUGACGGCCUGCAGUGUCAGUUUCGCUACCAUUCCCUCAGUGUGAUAGAGUGGAAGUUUGAGAAGUCUGUCCAUGUUUCCUGGGCGGAGGUGGAGAUACCAGACAUGUGCCAGGUCUAUGAGAUUCAAGUACGCUGCCUGCCCAAAAAUGGGUUUGGAUACUGGAGUGAAUGGAGUGAGCCUGUCCAAUCCACCAUUAAAAACAGCAGAGCUCCUGAACGUGGGCCUGAUUUCUGGAGAAUAAUUGAAGAGGAUCCAGACACAAACAAGUCUAACGUCACUCUGCUUUUCGAGACUUUCCAACCAAAUUGGGAUUCCUACUGUGUGGAUGGAUUUAUUGUCCAGCACCAGGCCUCGCAUGGAUCUAAACAGAGGAGGCGGAUUGAUAUAAUGUCCUCCUACAGCUUUGAGUGGAAUCACGAGCUCCAUAUUGUGACUGUGGAAGCCUACAACAGUCUGGGGAGCUCCGUUAACAACGUCAACAUGACGCUGGAGUAUCAGCCUAAACGUCGCUGUAUCCAUUCAAUCCAUGUUUCGCUUAUAAACAGCACCUGUGUGUCUCUGUCCUGGAGUCUCUUGCACAUUAGACCUGUUCCCCUCUUCCUGGUGGUUCAGUGGUUCCCAAAAAAGGAGCAGGACUCUAAAGACUUCGGUCUGAGCAAACAAACAUGGGCCAGGCUGCCCUACACCAACCCCCCUGUCCAUUUACGAGGAGUUUUUUUUAGUUCGGAGGAGUACGACUUUCACUUAUAUCCAGUCUUUGCUGAUGGAGAAGGAGAACGCAUUUCCACAUUACUAAAUACAAGAACAUCUCCAACCUACAUCAUGCUAAUAUUCAUCUUGAUUAUUAGCAUUGCUGUAUUUCUGAUCCUGGUUCUCUCCCAAAACCAGAUGAAAAAAAUCAUAUGGAAGGAUGUUCCAAACCCGAACAAUUGCUCAUGGGCUAAAGGACUAGACCCUAAAACGAUGGAAAACUUUGAGUACACGUUUCGAUCUUCAGAAGGUCUACAAGCCUUGCCUCUACCGACUGAGAAGUUCUCUAAAGUUAUUGUCGGGAACAAAGCUCUGGCAGAAGCCUUGGUCCAGACCUCAAUGUCUCCUGACUCUUUUAUUCCUUCGACUAACACCGUUCUGCAAUACUUGAAUCCAAGAAAAGAGCAGCUGCUGGAGUGUGACCUAGUCUUUGAUAAAGCCAGUGUUCCUAAAUCUGUAACAAAUUUUAAUAUUACUAGUUAUAAACUACAGCCAGGCAGUGCCUUGGAAGAACGGGGUUCAGGGUCCACUAACGGCUCUGCUCGGUCUUCAGUGACAUACUCAAAGGUCCUGCUCACCGAUGCAAAGGAGGAACACCUGCCUCCUCAUCUCCACAUCAAUGAUGGAAGUCGGAGCAGCUCUAGCGAUGAAGGAAACUUCUCAGCAAACAACUCUGAUACCUCUGAAUCAGUCACCAGUGGACUGUGGGAAUUGGACAGCUGUCGUGGUACAGAAUCGGAUGAUCAAAGACACUCUGGCUCUUACAACUCUUUCAGAAAGCUUUCUGAAACAUCAGAGAAAGAAAAUGAACUAGAUAUGAGGCAAGACAAGCCUUUAAACUAUCUAGAAAUUAGACAUCCACUGGAGGAUGAGGAAAGUGAGGAAGAGAAUCCAAAAAGCGUGCUCCUGAAAACUGCACAUGUGGAGUUGCAUCAUCAGCUCAACCAGGAGGAAGUUAUGGAUCCCAGUAAGCUACUGCAAGCUUGUAGCUCACUGUACAUGCCUCAGUACAGGAAGCAUGAAGCAAAUACCAUCCCACACACAUGACAACCAGCUUUUAUUACAGUGUGUACCAGUGUCUUGUGACGCAUGUCAAUGCCAUUUACCACAGUGUUCCUACCCUGGAAAAGACUGCUCCUCGGGCACCGCACAAUGGCAGCCCACUGCUCUCCAAGGGGAGGGGUUAAAUGCAGAGGGUGAAUUUCGUUGCUAUGUACUUGUGACAAUGUAAUGACAGUAAAGGUUAAAGGUUCUAUUCUAUUUAAAAAUAUCUCAUUGUAUAGUUGAUUCAGUGUAUGUUCCUUUGUGGUGCAGAAAAAAA
Molecule: messenger RNA, 3702 nt
Organism: Cyprinodon variegatus (sheepshead minnow)
Lineage: Eukaryota; Metazoa; Chordata; Actinopteri; Cyprinodontiformes; Cyprinodontidae
Gene: lepr
Product: leptin receptor
Exons: 20
Coding region: 141-3428 (1095 amino acids)
Biological process (GO): cytokine-mediated signaling pathway; immunoglobulin mediated immune response
Cellular component (GO): external side of plasma membrane
Molecular function (GO): protein binding; cytokine receptor activity
Source: RefSeq, a predicted model, not a curated record